This is a messenger RNA of Galleria mellonella (greater wax moth), 1413 nucleotides long. RefSeq names its product red-sensitive opsin (gene NGR-A34). The transcript has 7 exons. Lineage: Eukaryota; Metazoa; Arthropoda; Insecta; Lepidoptera; Pyralidae. The coding region runs from base 69 to 1274 and encodes 401 amino acids. The record is from RefSeq and is a predicted model, not a curated record. Gene Ontology annotation, molecular function: G protein-coupled receptor activity. Gene Ontology annotation, cellular component: membrane. Gene Ontology annotation, biological process: G protein-coupled receptor signaling pathway.
AAAGAUAAACGUUCAGUCAGUGCUCGUAUACAAGUGUCCUCAUCUACAAAUGUUUCCGCUUGUUCAUUAUGGACGAUGAUUACUGGCUCAAUCUUGACACAUCGAAGUAUAAUUUUCCCAAUACAUUAUGGCACAUAAAACCACCAAAAGAGAUCGCCAUCAAAGUAUCAGCUAUGUUAAUUAUUGGAGUUACUGGAAUAAUCCUCAACUCAAUCAUCCUGCUCAUACUAUUUAAAAAUAGAUGGCUAUGGUGUCCCAGUAACUAUCUCAUCGGUAACCUCGCAUUGGUCGAUCUGAUUACACUUUUAUUAUGUCCAUGGUUCAUGCUUGUGAGGGACUUUUAUCAGCAAUAUGUUUUGAAGCAUUUUGGAUGUUAUUUCGAAGGUUUCCUUCAAGCUUCACUCCUUUUAACUGGAGUAGGAGCAAUAAUGUUAGUAUCAUACGAUAGAUUAGCGGCUGCUGCCUUAACUCCAGAUGCUCGAGUCACUAAAUCAGCUGCAUUAAAACUGAUAGCAACUUCAUGGAUAGCCGCAAUGUUAAUGUCGUUACCAUGGAUCCUCAAGAGAGAUUAUGUGGAACGUCAAUGGAAGAAUUAUCUUGAAACAUUUUGCGCAGAGGACGAUAAAGUACUACCAAUAUACUGGCACUUCACUCUUUUAGUACUGGUUUGGAUACCAUUAGGUUUGAUGGUCCUAACUUAUGGUGCAAUCAUGUGGCGUUUAGAAUGGAGUGCCAGGAAAUUAUCAUUGAAAGGCACUGGGCUGGCCGUAGCGAAGGCUAAAACAAGUGCUAUGAGGAUUGCAGCAUGCGUCCUCCUGACCAGCGUCAUUUGCAGAAUACCUUACACUAUCCUCAUGUAUUGGAGGAAUCGUUUGAGCAAUGAAGUUAACUCUGUGGAAGGUAGUUAUGAUGCUAUGUGGUUUGCCGCUAACUAUCUUAUUUAUAUGAACUGUGCUGUGAACCCAUUGAUUUACGGGUUUACUAACAGACGAUUCAGAAAAGCAAUGGACAGAACUCCCGGUGUCGCUUGGUGCAAGUUUGGCUCUUGGUGCUGUGUUUGUCCUGUGUAUACCAGAAAACGUAUACUUGAAGUGGACAAAAAUACUGAAAAAGUGUUUGUAAUAGAAGACACGCCACGACCAAACAGGAAACUCGCACACGUGAUCAAGAACAUACUUCACAUAAAUAAGGAAACUUUAGAUUUUAGCGUUAAAAUAGACGAAGUCACAACAAAACCAACUAAAGUUACUCCUUUGAAACUUGACCAGCUAUAAAAUGAAUGUUAUUCACAAGUAUAUUAAUAAGCCAUAGUCGCCAACUACGAGAAAAUAGUAAAACUUUAUUAAAUUAUUGUUGAUUAUUAUUAAACAUCAAACAAUACAAUCAACGACAAAUAAAUACUUAUUCAACUUA